Messenger RNA from Zootoca vivipara (common lizard), 8714 nucleotides. RefSeq names its product terminal nucleotidyltransferase 4B (gene TENT4B). Lineage: Eukaryota; Metazoa; Chordata; Lepidosauria; Squamata; Lacertidae. Gene Ontology annotation, molecular function: poly(A) RNA polymerase activity; mRNA binding. The record is from RefSeq and is a predicted model, not a curated record. Gene Ontology annotation, biological process: polyadenylation-dependent ncRNA catabolic process; RNA 3'-end processing. Gene Ontology annotation, cellular component: nucleolus; TRAMP complex.
GCUGUGUGCUGGAGGCGGCGGCGAAGGAGCAGCGAUAGUAGGAGCAGCCCAAGCAAGGAGGAAGCCACUUAGCGCCCGGCCGACCUCUCUCGCCCCGGACCGCCAGUCAUUUCACUGGGAGGAGGAGGAGGGCUCCGCCGACACAGCGCAGCGGAGGAGAGUCUCCCUUUUCUCUCUCCAUUGCUCGCCGCCGCCGCCGCCUUCGUCCGCCCGCCAUUAGCGCUGCGAGCCGGUGGGCGCCGCCGCGCUCUCGGCCGGCUGGGCUGGGCCGGGCCGGGCGAGGCGGGGGAGGAGUAGCCGCCGCCGCCGCCCAGUCUCUCGAGGGCCGGGUCCCCGUUUGAUGGAUCCCCGGAUCGCCUGGUUCCAGCCAGAGCAGCUCGGCCCCUCGAACCGCCUGUGGAUGCAGAUUUGGGAGACCACGCAAGGGGUCCGCAAUCUCUACUUCCAGCAGCAACAGCAGCAGCACGAGCAGCAGCGCGUCCAGCAGCAGCAACAGCAGCAGCAGCCCGGCUCGGCCGCCUCCAGCAGCAACAGCAGUAACACCGCCGCCGCCGCCAACCCCGGGAUCAGCCCGGCCUCGCCGCCCGGCAUGUCCCGCGGCCCCCGCUGCGACCCUCAGCCCGACUUCCUGCCGCUCGAGAGCGCCAACCACCAGCAGCACAACCACCUCCACCGGCGGCAGGCCUCCUCGCCGCAGCCGCCGGCCGCCACCGCCUGGGCAGGCAGGCCCGGCACCCGGGUAGCGGCUGCCGCCCCAGCACCUCCUGUCGCGGCCGUCUCUUCCUCCUCCUCUUCUAUUUCUUCUUCCACCGCCGCCGCCUCUUCUCCUUCCCCUGCCGCCGCCGCCGCCUCUUCGGCAGCUGGCCCUUCUUCGUCUUCCACUUCAUUGCCGCCCGCCGGCUCGGGUUCUUCGGCCGCCAGCAACAAGAGGAAGCGCGACAACAAGGCCAGCACCUUCGGGCUCAAUUACACCCUCCUGCUCGGGCCCGCCGGGGAAAGCGGGGUCCCGGCGCCGGGGGACGGGCCCCUGGGGAGGCCGCAAGCUGGCCCGGACGAGCCCGCCUACACCGGCACCCCUUGGAAGAAGGCGAACUACAGCCAAGGAGUGGUGGGUCUUCAUGAAGAAAUCAUUGAUUUCUACAAGUACAUGUCGCCCAGACCUGAAGAAGAAAGAAUGCGAAUGGAGGUGGUGAAUAGGAUAGAAAACGUUAUAAAGGGUCUAUGGCCCAAUGCUGAUGUACAGAUAUUUGGAAGUUUUAAGACUGGUUUAUAUUUACCUACAAGUGAUAUAGACUUAGUUGUGUUUGGGAAAUGGGAGACGCUGCCGCUUUGGACCCUGGAAGAGGCUCUCAGGAAACACAACGUGGCAGAUGAAGGUUCAGUAAAGGUUUUGGACAAAGCAACUGUCCCUAUAAUUAAACUGACUGAUUCCUUCACUGAAGUAAAGGUUGAUAUCAGUUUUAAUGUACAGAAUGGGGUAAAAGCUGCUCUUCUCAUCAGAGAUUUUAUCAAGAAAUAUCCUGUAUUGCCAUAUCUAGUUUUAGUAUUGAAACAGUUCUUGUUGCAGAGGGACCUGAAUGAAGUGUUUACAGGUGGAAUUGGAUCUUAUAGUCUUUUUUUAAUGGCCGUCAGUUUUCUCCAGCUACAUCCCAGAGAAGAUGCUUGUACCCCCAACGCCAAUUACGGUGUGCUUUUAAUAGAAUUUUUUGAAUUAUAUGGGCGUCAUUUCAACUACCUGAAAACAGGAAUCCGAAUAAAGGACGGUGGCUCAUAUGUGGCUAAGGAUGAAGUGCAAAAGAAUAUGCUAGAUGGCUAUAGACCAUCAAUGUUGUAUAUUGAAGACCCACUGCAACCAGGUAAUGAUGUUGGCAGGAGUUCUUAUGGUGCCAUGCAAGUGAAACAGGCCUUUGAUUAUGCAUAUGUUGUUCUGAGCCAUGCAGUAUCGCCAAUAGCUAAAUAUUAUCCCAACAAUGAAAGUGAAAGUAUAUUGGGAAGAAUUAUCAGAGUAACACAGGAAGUUGCAACAUACAGAGACUGGAUAUCAAAGCAAUGGGGAAUGCAGAAUAGCACAGAGACGUCAUGCAAUGGUAAUGGGGUGACCUUGAUAGACAACCAGCAGUUGGACAAAUGCAACAAUAAUCUUUCCGAAGAGAAUGAAUCACUAGGGAAACCUAGAAGUAAAACAGAGACACCAAGCAAACACUCAUCAAAUUCUUCAUCAGGCCCUUUAUCAUCGUCAUCUUCUACACUCUCCAGCUCCAGCGACGUAGAGUCUGAUGGAACACCAUGCAAAACCUCUAAACAGCUGGGCUGCCGCCAAACUACAGCAAACAGAAUGGCUACUCAGGACAUAUCACUGGGAUCCACGCAGUUGAGUGGGAAAAUACCAAGUGGCCAAACAGUGAAUGCAUCCAGUGUUGUAAACAAGUCCCAGCACGGCUCCACGAGGUUAUUCCGCACUUCUUCCAACAAAGGCUUCCAAGGUCCAGCAAAUUCAAGCCAUGGCACCUCGGUCAUGAACAAGCAGCACCAAGGCAGCAAAUCACACCAGUAUUUCCACGGCAAAAAGAGGAAACACAAGAGGGACGUGGUCCUUCCAGACCUUUGUAGAUAGUUCUCCUAUCUGACAAUUUUGACUGUUCUUCUGUGUGCAAUGAUCUCUCUCAUGCUACAAGAGUAAGUUGGGACAGUGAAUCCCCAGACCUCAUCUGGAGUCUCAAAAGACUAUGGGAACGUUGAUUAGCAACGCAUUUUAGUUUUUAUUUUUUCCAGCUCGCCACGGAACAGAUCAUGAAGACUGAUAAAGGCAAAGGGGGAGGGAGGGAGGAAGCAGCAAAAGGCCACUUAUGUGGCGAGUUAUAUGCUACCACAGGGUUGUUUAGGAUAUAAAGGCUUGAAUGUAAAAUAAAUAUUUCCCAUCAGCUUUUAUGCUGACCUGUAAGGGGGGGGGGAUAGUAUUCAGUGUGUUUAAGGGGUUGGUAAUGAACUAAAAUAAAAGGAUAAAAAAGUGAAAAAAAUAUUAUAUUUUGAGGGAAGCCCAAAGUUCAAAGGAGAGUGAGUAAAUUCACGCAUGAUAAUUUUUAAAUUAUUUUUGCAUAUAUUUACCAUUUUAUUGUGUAUCUAUAGAUGACCAUAUAGGAAAAUUGACAUUUGUAAUAGUGGAUUUGUUAAUACUUUUUACAUAACAUUGGCAUUUAAAUUGUAGAAACACCCCCCCUCCUUUUCCCUCAGGACUAGCUUAAAAAUAAUAAUAAUAAUAAUCUGAACUGUCAGCUGAACAUCGAACAACGUAGUGAGUUAUAUGGCUCAGAAAUUGUGGUGUGCUUCCCCCCCCCCGUUAGCAUUGAAAUGAUUUAAUAGCACAUUUAUGUGUCUGUACAUGUUGCUUCUCUGAAGGAAAAAAGGCAGAUAAGAUGCAGGGGUGCAAAGACUUGUUUGUAAAGUGUAAAAAUGCAUCAUGUGUCAACUCGGAGCUUGUAUUUCCUCUCGCACGAGUGGAAAAUGAACUCUUCACCUUCUUUCUGAUGUGCCAUCUUCUCAGGCAAAGGGUUAUUCCAGGUUAGUUUUCAUCAGAAACCUUAGGGGGUUAUUAUUAUUAUUAUUAUUUGAUAGGAAACCAAGCUACUUGAGGGGGGACAGGGAAAGAAGCACUUUGCUACAUGAAGGAAAACAUCUCAAGUUCAUUGGUGAUGUCUACAUUUUGGGACCUCCUCUAAACCUUAUGUCUUUUUUUGUGCCUUCAUCCCCAUUUUUUCCCCUCCUUUACCUUGCAACUUUGUAUCUUUUUCUUAAAAAAAAACUUGAGAAAUGGAACUGUUAAGGCAGUUGCAAAAAAAAAUCCCUUGUUAUCUCAUUCCUUUUUUAAAUCCACUCUUAAAGAAUUAAACAGUCUUCAAUAAUGGAAAUAAAUUUGUAUUGCUGUCUAAAGAGCUGAAACCUUUUUCAUAUCCAAGUACUUCUUUGUCAAAAAAUCUCCCACCCCGCCUUUUAAAAACGUUUGAACAUUUCCUAAGCUCAGCCAUGCUGUGGGUUUUAAGACUGACAAGAAGUUCAUGCGAUGAAUGCAAAAUGGGGACAUGUAGGUUUGUAGUCACUUGCAUUGUUUGCAAAAAGGAUUUGGCGCACUUUAAUUGAUAGAAUGUAAAGUGACUUUUACUGUAACAUUUUUCUUUGAAGAGGAAAGUGUGUUUGUGUGACUGUGUGUGUGUGUGUGAGAGAGAGAGAGAGAGAGAGAGAGAGUGUGUGUGUGUGUGUGUGUGUGUGAUUUCAGUAUGCAAGACUGUGUUCAGUGUAUCCAGUCUGGAGAAUGAUGAUGAUCCUUUUAUGAGGAAUAAUAUUAGCUUUUAGGUGUUUUCUUUUAUAAUUGCAGACCAACUUGACCUUUAAUUAAGCACUGACCUAGUGCAAAAACUUUUUAAGUAAAAUAAUGCAAAACGACCAAAAACUGUCAUCACUGAAAACUUAAUAAAACACACACUCUUGAUGAUAAAGCAUUUAUUUAACUUCCAAGGAAAUGGAGGGGGGGAAACACCACCUAGCCCACCCUAAUGCUCAAGAACACUAAGCUUAAAGGAAAAAGAAUGUUAACCUGUCAAUGUUUUCAAUUUUAGAUCCAUAUUCUGUUCUGAUCAGUUUUUAUCAACAAUAUUUUUGUUACUAUAAUUUGCUGCAAGUACAUUAUGCAUUAUUAAAAAGUAUUUAUUUUGAAUUUUAAAAAAAUGUUUUAUAACUGUGUAGGCCUACCUUCACUGCUUUGGGAACAAAUUCUAAAUUAUAGUAAUCCAGUAUUACUAGCUGCUGUUAUCAAACGCUGUUACAAAUGUGUAAUACAUCGAUCUGUAUUACUUAACCACACUGAAGGGUUGUUGUUAUUAUUUUUAUCAUUAUUUAAUUUUUCUUCUUCAAAGAAUCACCCUCAUUGUUGGAAACAAAUGUUCUGUCGGGAUGCAGAGUUUGGUGUUCCAAUAAGCAUGUGAUUAUUUUAAUGUGGUGGUAGCGGGAAGAUAAUCUUGAUUCCGUUGGGAAUCUUAGGUUUGCCUCAAUUUAUGGUUUUCAUAAAUUUUAAUGGAAAAUUAGCUUUUCCUGGACUGCUCGAGUUUCAUUUUGUAAACAGUAUAUUUCUUAACAGAAGACAAGAUCGAAGAAAAAAAAAGCAUGAAGGAGAAAUUGAGGUAUUUACUUUGCCUCAGAUUACCAGCAUUGUAUUCAUGAAACACUGUAUGUCUAAGCAAAACUUUUAUUUAAACUGGACAGUUGAACUGUUCGCCUUUUUCAAUCUGAAGUAAAAACAAAAUAGCUCCAAGUUUUGCCUGCUCAUUUAUCUUGUACAUUUCAUCUCUGUAUUCAACUCAAGUCUAAUUCCUUUUUUGAGUUUGAAUACUUUUUUUGUGAACAUUUUGUGGAAAUAUAUAUAGAUAUAAAAUAAAUGUUUAAACACCCACAUUUUUUAAAAUCAUUCGUGACAUCCAUUUUCUUUUGAAAGGCAUGUGAUUCCACCACCACCCCAUCCACUUGCGCACUAUCUCCAGCCACCCACUGCAAACUCCAAAUGGCCAGAUUACAUAGGAGCAUUGGAACCUGCCUUACACUGAACGAGACUCGGCUGGCCUUUCUAGCUCAGCAUUGUCAGACUAGCAGCCCUUACCUAGAGAUGGCACCUUCUGCAUGCUGAGCAGAUGCACAGUCACUGAGCUAUGAACCUUGCCCUAAAGACUAUUACACAAUAAUGGUAGUACAAUUGGGACUGAGGGAUGGCAGGGAACAAUCCCAGGAGUUGAGUGGCAGCCGAUCCCUUGGGUGUGAGUCCUGAGACUGCACAACAGGGCACAUACCUGCAUUUACCCAUUCACUCCUCUGCUUGCAUGAACAGCAAAGCAAUUGCAGCUUCCCGGUUUAACACAAGCCUUCCGUUAUGUACAAAGUGGAAGAUAACAGUGAAUUGCUUCUAAAGGAGCCAGGGUUUGGAAGCAAGCUUUAAACCAGGGUUGAAUCCUGGGUUUGGUUUCCCCCCCCCAAAAAAUAGUUCUUGCUUCUCACACGGAACAGGAAGCUUGUUUGUGUGAUUGCUUUGGUGCUCGUGAAAGGGGAAGAGUGAAGGAGCUGAUGCUCCUGGGCUGAUUGAGCCAGAAUUUGAUCUCUGAAACAUGGCUGCUGUGCAAAUCAUCUACUGUAGCGUAUGUGACGUUUCGUUUUGAAUUUACUGAGACUGGCAACAGCACAGUACAAGAAUGGCAGGUAGGUGUGUAGAUCUUUUUAUUACAGGGAAUCCCACAUGCUUUUGACUUACCUGUAUCUGCAAAUGCUACAGCAACCCCACAGCCUUCAAGUUGCCUGCUUACUGUAUAGUGCAUUUUAUUUCCUGCUCCAUCUCCUACAAAGGCCUUUAUAUCUGUUGACAACCUACUUUGAGUGCAGUAAUUGCAGAAAAGGGUCUAUAAAUAGACCUGAUUUUAUUUGUGCCUGAAUCCAAGAGGCCAGGGAAUAUUUCAUAGCCAAACUGUCUCCUUCAGGCUUGCAGUUAAUGGGUUGGCAAGGAAAGCAAUUUUUGUGCAUGUGUCACGCAUGUGGCCCUGGUACAGUAGUUCCUUGUUGAACUCUACUGUGUGCACAGGGCUACCUAUUAAGUGUCUCUCUGCUUUUCUUUGACGAAAGGUGCAUCUCUCUGUAUAUGCAAGGAGAAGCACCACCAUAGGCAAGGAGGACUCUAAGCAGUGAUGUGUAUAUGGAGCAAUAGAUUGUGGUGGGGGCACUGUAUGAUCACAGAAUCACCUGCAGAAACAAGUAAGUUGCAUUAUAGUUUGAUAAUUCAGUGUUACACUAGUUCAGUUUUUAACAACGGGUUAUGUAAGGAAACAAUUCUAUGAGUGCACACUAUGUCUUUCAAGUACAUUCAAAGCACAUUUCCCCCCCCCUCUAAAGAAUUCUGGGCACUAGUUUCAAGGUGGCUGGGAGUUGUAGCAGUGUCAGGGGGAAACUACAAUGCCCAGAAUUCUUUGAAGAGGGAAAAUGUGCUUCAGAUGUGUUUUAAAGGUGUAGUGUGUACAGAGCCCAAAUAGUUCAUUAGGUUUCCACAGAAGGAAAAUGAUUAGUCUUUUACAUUGAAGAUGAGAGCUUGUUUUCGCUCUUCAUUGUCUCUUGCAAAAUGCUAAAACACUAAGAGAGAAAUAGGAUGGGGUCACUGAUGAGCUAAACAACAUGUGCAUUAAAAAUAGCCUCCUCUGCUCCACAGCGGCUUGUAGGCAGACUUACAGCUUGCCGAAUCCUGGAAGUAACCUGAAGAAAACAUUGCAUGAGGAGGUUGAGAGAGUGCAUGACAUAAUACAACAUAAUACCAGACAAUGGUUUGGAAUUAUCUGAACUAUACCACAGACAAGUAGAGGCAAGAAGCUUGCGGGUAUAGAUUUGUGGUGUAUUAUAGGGUUUAUAAUAGAUUCAUAGGAGUUGGGAGGCACCCUAAGGGUCAUCUAGUCCAACCCUCUGUAAUGCAGGAAUCACAGUUAAAUAAUUCCUGACAGAUGACUAUCCAACCUCUGUUAAAUCUCCAGUGGAGAGUCCACUACCUUCGGAGGUAGUCCAUUCCACCGUUGAACAGCUUUUGAUGUCAGAAAGUCAUGCUUAAUGUUUGACCAGAAUCUCCUAUCUUUUAAUCUGAAUCCAUUGGUUCAGGUCCUACCCUCUGGAGCAGUAGAAAAUAGCCUGCGGCAGCCUUUUAAAUAUUUGAAGAUGGCUAUCAUGCCCCCUCUCAACCUUCUCUUCUGCAGGCUGCACAUACCCAGUUCCCUCAACCAGUGUUCGAAACUCACAUUGUUCUAGGCCCAUUUUGUGACACUGAAUUUCAUUAGUGGGAGCAGCUUCUGAGCUCUGGGUACAAUUCUGCACCUAAAAUUACAGAUUAAAACUGCAGAGUGGAAGGAAAGGAGGACCCUUUUCUGCCUCCCCACUUCCAGCUACUCUCUGAAGACUGGAGAAGAGACCCUCUUAUGAAUAUGAGGGGGCUGGGUAGGAGAAGGACUAGACUACGUGAAAAACAAAUAUAAGAUUUUAGCUGCAGUUCAUUUAUUUUCAGCUUUGUAUUCUUGUUAUUAAAAAAGCGUGCGUGCCUAGACAUUCUGUUGUUGUGUCCAUAACCUAGGUUUAAGGUGCCAUUUAGCUCCUAUCGUUCAUAUCUCAGUUUCUAACACUGCCCUCAACCCAUCCUUCAUAAGGCUUGGUUUCUAGACCCUUGAUCAUCUCGCCCCCCCCUCCCAUUUCCCAAAAUCCUUAGGGGGGGGCAGAACUGGGCACGUUACUCCAGGUGGAAAUAUUCUCUCUUUUUUUCUUCCAAAUAAUAUUUAUUCAUUUUAAAAUAAUACAGAAUACAAAAAAUCACAAAAACAAAAAGACAAAAACAAAAACAAAAAAAACAUAAGAAAGAAAUAUCAAUUACAGCAAAUCUUUCAUUUUUACUUGACAUUGUAGACUUCCUCAAUUCCCCCCUCACUGGGUCCAUUUUUAAAUCCAACUUAAGCAAUUUUCAUAUUACAUCUUAAAUCAUUUUAACACAUUUUUUCCAUUAUCUCUCAACUAUUCCUAAUCUAUAAACAUCAACUAUCUGUAAACUUAUAAUUCACCAAUUAUUCCAAAUCACAAAUCAUUUCCCCAACCAUCUAUUUCACCCCUUAGCCUAUAAUUUAUUCCCCAAAAUUAUCCAUAAAUUCAGAUAUUGGUUCUUUCUA